AUGGCAACUUUAGAGAUUUGUAUUAUUGGUAUAGAUAGCAUUAGACCCUCUUCUUCGACUCCCAUCCAGUUGAAAACCUUCAAUCUUUCCCUUUUGGACCAACUGGCUCCUGCUACUUACAUUCCAGUGCUGCUUUUCUACACCACAAGUGAUCUUACUGCUGCAGCUGGAAGAACCUUGCAGCUAAAGAAAUCGCUUUCGGAAACUCUGACUCGCUUUUACCCGUUUGCUGGAAGAAUCAAAGACAAUUUUUCCAUUGACUGCAAUGAUGAUGGGGCAGGCUUCACUGAAGCUCAAGUCAGCUGCUUUCUUUCAGACAUUCUCAAAGCACCAGACCACGAGGUACUAAAACAGUUGCUACCUAUCAAUUGUGAAUCCUUUAUAGAAGGCAGGGGAUGUGUGCUGCAUGUUCAGGCCAACUACUUCAAGUGCGGUGGAAUCGGCCUCGGCAUAUGUCUUUCUCACAAGAUAGCUGAUGCAGCCACAUUGAGCACUUUCCUCAGAAGUUGGGCAAAUACUGCUUCUGGGAUUAGCGAGAAAGUGUGUCCUAUUUUCAACGCCGCGUCGAUGACCCCACCAAGAGACAUCUCGAUGACUCCACCAACUCUUGAGAAUCUUAAUAAGAUCAGAGACGACAAAUCUGUAACGAAGAGGUAUGUAUUCAAUGGCUCAAAGAUGACUGCUCUUAAGGCCAAAGCACCUUCUCUGAGUGUCAAACAAGCCACAAAGGUAGAGAUUGUAGCAGCCCUCAUUUGGAAAUGUGCAAUGAAGGCUUCCAGGACAAAUUUUGGAUCCUCAUCCAGGUUAUCGGCACUGUACCAAAAUGUGAAUAUUCGAAACAGAACAGUCCCUCCCCUACCAAAUGACUCUGUUGGGAACUUUGUUGGGUCCUUCAUCGCCACGGCAGAGGAUACUGAGGCAGAGUUACAUGGCUUGGUUUCUGAAUUAAGGAAAGGGAUUGAAGAAUUUUGCAAGAAAGCAAAUAGACUACCACUCAGCGAGGACAUUUCGGUGAUUUGUGAGCCUCAGAUGGAAGCUAUGAGAAUGCUAACCAGUGAUGACAUGGCCUUGUACGCGUGCACAAGUUGGUGUAGGUUUCCACUAUACGAGGCUGCAGAUUUUGGGUGGGGAAAACCAGUUUGGAUGAGCUCAUGUAUUCCACCUGCCAAGAAUAUGGUAUUUCUGAUGGAUACAAAAGGCGGUGAUGGCAUAGAGUCCUGGGUAAGAUUGAGCCAAGAAGACAUGAAACUAUUCGAGUGUGAUCAAGAGCUGCUAGCAUAUGCAUCUUUGAAUCCAAGCAUCACAUAUUAA
Molecule: messenger RNA, 1311 nt
Organism: Fragaria vesca subsp. vesca
Lineage: Eukaryota; Viridiplantae; Streptophyta; Magnoliopsida; Rosales; Rosaceae
Product: salutaridinol 7-O-acetyltransferase-like
Exons: 1
Coding region: 1-1311 (436 amino acids)
Source: RefSeq, a predicted model, not a curated record